Rattus rattus (black rat) is the source of this 5688-nucleotide messenger RNA. RefSeq names its product zyg-11 family member B, cell cycle regulator (gene Zyg11b). Gene Ontology annotation, cellular component: Cul2-RING ubiquitin ligase complex. The record is from RefSeq and is a predicted model, not a curated record. Bases 183 to 2417 code for a protein of 744 amino acids. The transcript has 14 exons. Lineage: Eukaryota; Metazoa; Chordata; Mammalia; Rodentia; Muridae. Gene Ontology annotation, molecular function: protein binding.
GAGGCGGAGUCUGAGUUUCGGUCAGGCUGCCGCAGCGGCUGCUGUAGUUCAGAAGAGCGAGGCCGAGGCCUGGGCCCAGCCCGGAGCCGCUGCCUGACCCGAGCCACCUGGAGCCCCCGCGCCGGCUGAUCUUAGCGGCGGGCUCGGGCUCGGCCGGCAACCACACGCAGGACCGAGGCUGCAUGCCGGAGGACCAGGCCCACACAGCCAUGGAGGAAGCAUCUCCCUAUUCCUUACUUGACAUCUGCUUGAGUUUCCUGACCACCAACCUUGAGAAGUUCUGUUCAGCAAGACAAGAUGGAACCCUGUGUCUGCAGGAACCGGGAGUAUUUCCACAGGAGGUGGCUGAUCGACUUCUUCAGACCAUAGCUCUUCAUGGUCUCCUGAAUGAUGGAACUGUGGGAAUUUUCAGAGGUAACCAGAUGCGCCUAAAGCGAGCUUGCAUUCGCAAAGCCAAGAUUUCUGCUGUUGCUUUCCGGAAAGCCUUUUGCCACCACAAGCUAGUAGAACUUGAUGCCACGGGUGUGAAUGCUGACAUCACUAUCACAGACAUCAUAAGUGGCCUUGGCAGUAACAAGUGGAUCCAGCAGAAUCUUCAGUGCUUAGUACUAAACUCGUUAACCCUGUCCCUCGAGGAUCCGUACGAGCGGUGCUUCAGCCGGCUCUCUGGUCUUCGGGCUCUGAGCAUCACUAACGUGCUCUUUUACAACGAAGACCUGGCUGAAGUGGCUUCCUUGCCUAGACUGGAGAGCCUGGAUAUUUCCAACACCUCAAUCACAGAUAUCACUGCCCUGCUGGCCUGCAAAGACAGACUCAAGUCGCUCACCAUGCAUCAUUUGAAAUGUCUAAAAAUGACGACUACCCAGAUCUUGGAUGUUGUUCGGGAACUAAAACAUCUGAAUCAUCUUGACAUCUCGGAUGAUAAGCAGUUUACAUCAGACAUAGCCCUUCGAUUAUUAGAGCAAAAGGACAUCUUGCCCAAUCUUGUCUCCCUGGAUGUUUCCGGGAGAAAGCACGUGACAGAUAAAGCUGUUGAAGCCUUUAUACUGCAGCGGCCCAGCAUGCAAUUUGUAGGUUUGCUGGCCACAGAUGCUGGGUACUCUGAGUUCCUUACGGGCAAAGGACACUUGAAGGUGUCUGGAGAAGCCAAUGAAACCCAAAUUGCAGAAGCGCUAAGGCGGUACAGUGAACGGGCAUUUUUUGUCCGGGAGGCUUUGUUUCAUCUUUUUAGCCUGACUCAUGUGAUGGAGAAAACAAAGCCAGACAUUUUAAAGCUUGUGGUUACUGGGAUGAGAAACCAUCCUAUGAAUUUGCCUGUGCAGCUGGCUGCAAGUGCCUGUGUGUUUAACUUAACUAAACAGGACCUUGCCUUAGGCAUGCCUGUCCGGCUCCUUGCUGAUGUGACCCAUUUGCUGCUCAAGGCCAUGGAACAUUUUCCUAAUCACCAGCAGUUACAGAAGAAUUGCCUCCUCUCACUUUGCAGUGACCGGAUUCUUCAAGAUGUUCCAUUUAACAGGUUUGAAGCAGCCAAGCUUGUCAUGCAGUGGCUUUGCAACCACGAAGAUCAGAACAUGCAGCGAAUGGCAGUAGCUAUCAUUUCCAUCCUGGCUGCCAAGCUUUCCACAGAGCAAACCGCACAGCUUGGUGCUGAGCUCUUCAUCGUUAGGCAACUUCUUCAAAUAGUGAAGCAGAAAACUAAUCAGAAUUCCGUGGACACUACGUUGAAAUUUACUUUGAGUGCACUUUGGAACCUUACAGAUGAGUCCCCAACGACGUGCAGACACUUCAUUGAAAAUCAGGGGUUGGAACUCUUCAUGAGGGUUCUAGAGUCUUUCCCAACCGAGUCAUCCAUUCAACAAAAAGUUCUAGGACUUUUGAACAAUAUAGCGGAAGUGCAGGAGCUGCACUCUGAACUAAUGUGGAAGGAUUUUAUAGACCACAUCAGCAGUCUCCUGCACAGUGUUGAAGUAGAAGUCAGUUACUUUGCAGCUGGAAUUAUUGCCCACUUAAUAUCCAGGGGUGAACAAGCAUGGACCUUGAGCCGAAGCCAGAGGAAUUCUCUUCUUGAUGACUUGCACUCAGCUAUUUUGAAAUGGCCAACUCCAGAGUGUGAGAUGGUAGCAUACAGGUCCUUUAAUCCAUUCUUUCCACUACUUGGCUGUUUUACAACUCCUGGAGUCCAGCUGUGGGCAGUUUGGGCCAUGCAACAUGUCUGCAGCAAGAACCCUUCAAGGUAUUGCAGCAUGCUGAUUGAAGAAGGAGGACUACAGCAUUUGUACAACAUCAAAGAGCAUGAGCAGACAGAUCCCUAUGUCCAGCAGAUUGCUGUAGCCAUUCUGGACAGUUUAGAGAAACACAUUGUGCGCCAUGGAAGGCCCCCUCCCUGUAAAAAGCAGCCCCAGGCCCGACUGAAUUGAUAGCCAUAGAUAGUUGGGUACGAACAAACAGCAUUUUUGUGGUGGGUUCAUUUGGAAUAGCGUGCUCUCUGGUGUUUGGGGGCGGGGUGGGGUGUGUGUGGUAAGAGUCUGUGAUCCUUUGGAAUUGGUAAUGUACAGUACUGCCCAUGUGAACAGUCUGAUUUGUUUUGUGAUUUUUAACUUAUGAGGCAAGAAAGGUCUUCCUUCAAUAUUGUCUCUUAGGAAAUCUUUCAGUGUUUGAACCUAACCUGUGCUUGAGAUUCUACAGUUUCAUGAUAAGCUGCACGCACUCCUACUCAGACUUCCCUUGCAGGUGAGCAAGGCUGACUUGACUUCAGCUCCGCCUCCAUGAUAUUUUAUAUUGCUCCUGUAAAAAUGCCCCCAUUCUCUGUGUGUCUUUCACAAGAUGCCCUUCUUUGUGUGAGUGGAAGCUGUUGUGUUUCUAGAAGCUUCUUGCUGUCAGGAGCCUGAAUGGCAGUCAAAGGAAUAUAAAAGAAAGAAAGACUAUGAAAGAAGGACAGAGUCAAAAAGGAAUUAGGAAGUGCUUUUGUGGAGUUGCUCUGAAAAUGGGUAAGGUUCUCCUGGUGUCCCUCUGCUAAGGUGGGCGGGAGCAGAAGCUGUUUUCCAUGAUGAAGACUGGAAGCACAGACCAUUGCUAUCCCUUCUUUCCCAAAGUCAUUCUCAUUCAGUGGGAUAGAGACUGUUCUUGGAGUUAAUUUGCUUAGUUAAAAUACAGUUGACAACAGAAAAUUUGUUGCAAAAAUUUAAACUUGAGUUGGGGUGUGGCUCAGCGGUAGAGCAUGUUCUGAGAAUGUAUGAAUUCCAUAUCCAGCACCACACACAACAAAAAGGUAACUGUUCCUUCUGUUCAAAUAUGUGUAUCUGUCAGGCAUAAGUGGCCUAUGCCUGCAAUCUUACCACUCAGGAAACUAAGCAGGAGGAGUGCUGUGAGUCUGAGGCCAGUCUGUGUUAGAGAAUGACAGGUAGUGUCUCUCCAUUAUGUGUUCACGUUAGAAAAAGGUGCAAGAGAAGAGUGGGCAGCUGCUAGAUGGCUAAAUGUGUAGUCGACUGGAUAAAUGGGAAUGUUCUGAUGGAUUAUUUUUUUAGGCAGUUGCCUUUCCUUCAAGAUAAUUGAUAUAUGAAGAAUCAGUUAUCAUCCUAUGAACCUGGGAGGCAGCAAAUUACUAACACUUAAUUUCCACUAUAAUUUUAAGUUGGGAAUAAGUCAGACCUAUAAUCCAGUAAUGACAAGGGUGAGACAGUAGGAAUUACAGCUGGAGGUAAGCUAGGCCACAAAGUUGCAAGCCAGCCUGGGCUAUAUGGGGAGACCCUUUCUCACAUAACAAAAGGUUUUUAUUUUAAGGCAGUCUUGGUGGCACUCGCCCUUAAUUCAGAACACUAAAAAGCAGGUGGCUUUCAGGGUCAGCAUGGACUUGAUAGCAAGACCCCAUCUCAAAACAAACAAGGACACUCACACCUUGUUCUGUAAAUAGGUUUAGUCUGAAAUCUCUUCUGACCACAUUCAUACAUGUCUAAAAGGUUUUCAGUAGAGUUUUAAAGUAAGUCAGGACUAUUUGAGUUUGGGAAGGAGCUAGCUUAAGCUGUGCAUCUGGGCGCGCACCUGCACCCUAGUGUUUGGAGAACAAAGGUGAGGGGAACUCAAGGGAACAUGAGUUCUAAGCCAGCCUGGGCUACAAGAGUAAGCUACAACUCAUUGCAGCAUGCUGUCAACGUGUAGACCCAUGUCUCACACUACUGUCACACUCCUUGGACUUGAGUGUUUCAGACUCCCCUCAUAGGGGUGAAUACUGAAUCAAACUGAAAGAAAACAGACACGUAGAGUUUAUCAAAAGCCAUAUUAAACCAUGAUUUAUUUCUUACUUCAUUGGUUCAAGGAGUUUUGAAAGCUAUAAAAUAUAUUUUUACCUGAUAUGGUUGCUCAAACCCAUGAUCUACCACUGGAGAGACAAGAUUGUCAUUUUGAGGCUAGCCUGGGCUACCUAGUGGUGCUUGUCUCAGCAGCCUCUACCACAAAAAGAUGCAUUUUUCAUAGUUAAACACAUUUCAGAGAAAAAUUCUUUCAAUGGAGUAGUUUUUGCUUUUUGUUGAUAUUUCUCCCUCAAUUUUAAUAUCUAAGACAAAAUUCUGACAGUACGAUACAGUCUGUAGUAGCUAGCAAAUUGGUGGUGUUUCCUAUACAGUACACUUCAGAAAUAUUUGAGGACUUUGGCUUCAAGUGUUGCAACAAAAAUACAUGUUCUUACAGGCUAUUGCAAACCUUGCCAUUACAAAGUUUCAGAGAAAUAAAGUCAGGUGGUGGUGUACACCUGUAAUCCCAGUGUCAACAGCCACAUAGUAAAUUCAGAACCAGCAUUGGUCACCUGAUAUCCUAUCUGGAGAAGCAGAACAAGAAAUGGUCAAAAGGACUGCGGAGUGGUUCCAGAUAACCUGAUGCAUGAAGGCUCAAAACCAAUUCAAUUUAUAUUUUCCAGGCCAGUCAGGACUGGAUUGCAAAAAAAUAAAAAAAAUAAAAAAAAAAUAACUUAAACAAAAAGCAAAAAAUCCCUAAACUCAAAGUGACUGGAUCUCAAGUAAAUCAAGAUGUUAGUGCCUCUGUGGUGUUACUUUGUCCGUUGGAUGGUGGUGUUUUGCUUUUCAGAUAGAGCCUCACUAUGUGUAGACCCUCCAAGGCUGUAGUCUGUGUUGAUCUCAUCCAGCUAUAUUCAGACAGUCCUCAGUAAGUGCGAGGGUCCCAGGCACGGGCUGUGGGAUGGUUCUCUUUUUGUUUUGUUUGUUUUUGUUUUUCGAGACAGGGUUUCUCUGUGUAUGUAGUCUUGGCCGCCCUGGAACAAGUUUUUGUUUCCAAAAUGCUAGGAUUAAAGGUGUGCACCACCCACUGCCCAGCUCUGGGGUGGUUCUGGAAUUUUCAACAGUCCUGAAUAUGGGUAAAGUGUAGUAAAUGCAUGUGUGUGUUUAUAGAUUACAAACCCAGCCAUCCUCCUCAGCCUCCCAUUUGUAAUUGGUUGGUACUUCAGAGCCAUCGGCUUUGCCGUGUGCUUUCAGCAUAGUUCAGACUGACCCGAAUGGCCCUGUUGAACUCAUCAGUGUUCAGACAUAAGCCAAUGGGCCAGGAAUAGCAAGACUUGGAUCUGCUGAAAGAAAUACAUGCACAAGGACCCAGGUUCAGUCCCCAGCAACCUCCCACAGAGGAAGCAGAAUUAUUAGACUUUGUAAGACUGGAGUCGAAUAAAGCAAAAUAUAGCAAAUCAAA